UCAAAAUAAACGCGUUGACGUUUAUCAACAUGGCAUUUGUAAACGAUGAGAAAUUAUGAAAAAUGGUAAAGAAAGCAAAGAAAAAGUACAAAGGUCUAGCUCAAGUACUUCGGAAGUCGUUGAGAGUAUCGAUUUAACUUUACUUCCUACAGCAUCAAUUGAACCACAUCUGUUGCUUACAAGACCUUCAGGAUCAAGUAAUUCGAGUUAUAGUUUAAGAGAUAUAAAUUCUAAUAAUGCAGAUAAAAUUGCCACAGAUCUUUUUGAAGUAGCCUUAAAUGAUGCCAUUCAAAGACCAACGACUUCCGAACUAUUGGACCAAGCCUCAUCAGAAGAUCGAAGAACUUAUCGCUUAACCACAUCACAGCCCAACCUAAGAGGUCCCAAUGACACUGAUUUUCAAGUAAUGAGAACCAAUGCAGGCGGUGCUGCAAAAAUCCAUGCGAUACAAAGCUCCCAAAGCGAUAACACAACUAAAAGAACAACAUCUAAGAGGAGCUUGAAUAGAAUACCACCCUCUUACUCCACGGUUUUAAAAUUAGGACCUCCAAUUACACACUUUGAUUCUAGCACUUACCCAUCGAUACCAUUUAUUACCAGACAGCCUCCUCCUUCUUAUGCGGAAGUACAUGGGUGGGAUGAUAAUCCCAGUAUAAUAUCUGCUGAAUCCUAUUCACUGGGACCCAACCCACUCUACAUCUCAUGUCCUCGAUGUAGAACAGUAGUGGUAUCAGAUAUCCACACGGAAAGAACCCACGUUUCAUACAUCUUAGCCAUAGUGAUGUGUCUUUGUUUAUGCUGGCCUUGUGCUGUAUUACCUUUAUGCCUAAAGUCUUGUAGAAAUACUUACCACUUUUGUCCAACCUGCAAUUACUAUUUAGGCGUUUAUCGGCCUUGCUAAAUAAAAAUUUGCAGUUUUA
Anthonomus grandis grandis is the source of this 920-nucleotide messenger RNA. RefSeq lists its product as uncharacterized. Lineage: Eukaryota; Metazoa; Arthropoda; Insecta; Coleoptera; Curculionidae. Gene Ontology annotation, molecular function: zinc ion binding. Bases 56 to 901 code for a protein of 281 amino acids. The record is from RefSeq and is a predicted model, not a curated record. The transcript has 4 exons.